UAGGUCAUGAAUGUCAUGAUCAAAAAGAAAAGUAAACGUCAAAUGUCGUCCAAGAAACAAAAAUAAUUUAUUAAUUUCGCCUAAUUUACGCAUUAAACCUUAAAGACUAUGGAAAACGCUCAUUGCCGACUAUGCGCCGAGUUAAAACCACUAGACAAACUCAUCGACUUGCAAUCUGAGGCUGACAAGUGGAUUGAAAUCGUGAAGAAGCUGAAAAGGCUUAACGCAAGGACAUUAGGAUUGUUUACUGAUGAAGUGCUGCCUAAAACGGUUUGUUUCGUGUGCGUCAGCUCUUUAGACAGAGCUUUCGAGUUCAUUUUGAACGUGGAACACGCUCAGGAGAUGUUGAACACCAUAUUAGUGCGCAAUGUAAAGAAAGAAGAACUGUCUGACGAUUCAGACAGAGAGGAGGCUUUUUUGGAAGAGCAGGCGGAAACUAUAGCGAAUAGCAUUAAAGUGAAGCUUGAAAUACUUGAAUCGGAGUCGGUCGCGCUCUCUGCGCAUCAAGGCGAACCGAAAAAGAAGAAGAAAACUACGAAAUGUAGAAGCUUGGAUUCCUUACCUCUCUCUCAACUUAAACUGACUUGGAAGGAUUAUUCCUGGACUUGUUCCUACUGUGAAACCCAGUACAAGUCUGCUGAGGAGCUGAAGACACAUUCUAUGCAGUACCACCACUGCUGCAAUGCUUUUAAGUGCGGCGAUUGUAACCUUAAGAAACAAAAGCUGGAUAGUUUCUUAGUUCACGUUAAAAGGCAUAGACGGAACCUGAAAUUGUCCUGCUACGUGUGCCACAAGACUUUCACCAAGCAGAAUCAAAUGAGUAAUCAUAAAAAUGAACACAGAACUUCAGAGUACAUUUGCAAAGGCUGCAAUACUUGUUUCCCUAACUUAGAAGAGUUAAACGAACAUACCAGCAUUUUUUAUAGGGAGAAGAGAGCUCCUCGAAUUGUCCCACCAGAGCUGGUCAGCGAUGACCGCACUUGUGUCUUGUGUAAAAAGGAGUUUAAAAGCAAAGGGAGCUUGACGUCUCAUCUCCUGACACAUACGGAUAGGAAAAGGGAUCAUACCUGUGAGAAAUGCGGGAAAUGCUUCUUUAACAAGCAGAAUUUAGCCGGACAUAUGCUCCUGCAUGAUGAUACAAGACCGUACAAAUGCAAAAUCUGCAAGUUUGGCUUUAAAACGCUAGGCCAGCUACGGAACCAUGUUGGUGUCCAUGACGGCAACAAGCCACACUCUUGUGACCAGUGCGGCCGUUGUUUCCGGUUACCAAAGCAGCUUAAAUCCCACCAAAUCGUACAUACAGAUGAGCUUCCUUACAUCUGCUCAUACUGCGGUAAGAGCUUCCGAUUCAAAACCAUUUUAAACCAACACGUCCGUCAGCACACCGGUAUUAAACCAUAUUCUUGCGAAUUCUGCCAACGGGACUUCACAAACUGGCCGAAUUAUAACAAGCAUAUGAAACGUCGCCACGGCAUGGACAUGGCGAAAAAGAAGCACACUCCGGAAGGUUUAUACCCUAUAAACCCCGCUACGGGUGAGGUAGUUAUAACUCCGGAAACCAUGGAAACUGCAGAAUGGAAGAGGGAAAUGCUGAGAUCUCGGAGACCAGGUCGACCGAAGCAGGGCAUGGAAGCUGAAGGCCAGAUGCCGAUGGAGCAGAUGCAAAUGGAACCGAUGCAAAUGGAGCCGAUGCAAAUAGAGCCCAUGAAUUUUAAAAGUGAAGCCACUGAGAGUCAGAAUCAAUAGCGGUUGGUAAGGGUAUUAGAGAUAUUAUGUUCAUGUUCAGAAGUUACUUUUAUUUCAGCAGCUACAUUAUUAUUAGGUUUUGUUUCUCAUUAGUUAUGGUCACUUGGCUUUGUGUAGCUAUAGCUAUAGACUCGCUUUAGGUACAGUCAAGGAAUUUAAAUUCCGACCCAUUUCGUACUUUGUCACAGUGACAACCGUAUGAGGUCUCUAGCGGCUUUCAUAUUGAUUGUCACUGUGACAAAGUACGAAAUGGGUCGGAAUUUAAAUUCCUUGACUGUACAGAUGUAGUGCAUAAUUAUUUCCUAUCGUAUGUUCACGGAACCGUACGAACGUCUCUUGCUAUUUCAGUCAGUUUCGGUACAAAAAGUACUGAAGUUGAAUGAAGUAGCGUGACAUACGAAUGUUUCCGAGUAAAUACGAUGGAAAACAACUAUGCACGCCGUCUGUACCUUAAAGCUGUCUGACCAGCAAUCAAUCUGUGGAUUUAGAGGAUGUAUUAAACCUUUAAACGCCACGAUCGUGCGCGGCGCGAAUGUAUGACGGUUGAUAUGGAGCUGUAGCCGUGCGUAGUUGACAUCUUUAGCGGUGAAAGGGUUAAGAAAAAACACUUGGUCGCAAUGAUAAAACUUCAAAUGAGACACCUACCUAAAUCUAAACUAAUGCUUCUAUUGAUAUUGACUGUCAGAGGCGAUAUGCACUCAGUGUACACGCGCCUUUACACUUAAUGUAGUUUUAUUACGAGCGGUAUUGUAUUUUUGUUAGUGGUUGUUAAUUAGGAUUAGGAGAAAAAUAUUUAAUUAUGGUAUUGGUUUAGUGUCAUAGCACAAAUAUAAUUUAUGGGAAUACUAAUUUGAUUGUAUGAAUGUAUGUACACAUUAUGUAGUUAACAGCAAAUGUUAAAAAUUUGAAUUGUCUAUUUAUUUAUGUAAGAUCUGAUAUAAUUCAUAUAAUGUGUAGAGUACAAACAUUAACACUCGUUAACUGUCCAUGAAUGGACCUUAUGCCUUUUGUAAUAAGGUUUACGAGCUGUCAGUGUGGGCGAUGGUUUGUGUACGGAGUGGAGAGUAAGCGUAUGAAGAAAUUGGAGAAUCAAAUCUCCAUUUAAGUAUUUGAAUUUUGUUCUACAUAGACAAAUGCCAUUUCUUAAGUUAAUGAAUGAUUCCAUAAUCCAUAGUACAGGGCUAUAACCGAGAAAAUCGAAGUUCGCAAAUUGCGGGGAUUUUCCUCUGUCUCUCUAAUUACGCCUUCAUUAGAGUAAAAGAGAAAGAUCCCCGCAAUUUACGAAUUUCGGUUGUCGCGGUAGCCGCUCUGCUUGGCAAAAAAGAGUGAAAUUAAAAAGUGGCAACACUGUAGCGUCGUCCCUUUCAAACAAAUUUGUAUAAGAAAACGGGACGACACUGCAGUGUUGCCACUUUUUAAUUUCUACUCCUUUUUGCCAAGCUGUAAUCCAGAGACAAUUGUAUAAUAACGACUGUCAGUCAACCUUCACAAAAAAAGCAAAGGACACCCUUUAUUGGCCCUUAUCUUUUAAAUGAACAAUACCAAUAUUUAUCGUACUUUUCAAAAUCGAUGGGUACGCUGACAGGUGUAAUUUUAAUACAAUUUCGCGAGAUUUGUCGUUUUUAGGAUAGAUUUACAGUCUGUUUAUGUACAUAUCUCUGGUCGAAAUAUACGUGCAUCCACACCGCAGUUACGGCUGUAUUUCCACCAGGAAUGCGGGAAGGAAAGAAAGAAAAUACAUGUAUUUUAUUUACGUCAAACUAAACCAGUUAAUUACAAACAAGACAUGAGAAGAUGCGUAGGUUAUCACUGGUGGAAACGCAGCCUAACGUUUGCGCAACACAUGAACACAGUGACUUUAUAGGUAACUUACCUUCUCACAUCUCUGUAGAUUUCCACUUUUAUAACAUAUACGUUAUUAGAUGUAAACACUUAUGUAAAUAAGAAGUUUAUUGUAAUAACUAUUGUUAAUAACAAAUGUUUAUUCGUGCCAUGUGACAUAUUGUAUAUGGUGGUUGGCUAAAAUAGGGAUAGGCAAGGUUAUCAAAUUGUAGAAUAAUUUAAUUACUGACCUAAGGGCUCAUUUAGACGGCGCGUGAACACGCAUGAGAUUUUAGUUACAUUGCGGAUUGCUUACGUCCUAUUCAACCGACCGAUCAAAACCCGCAAUGUAAUGAAACUCGCAUGCGAGUUCGCGCGCCGUCUAAAUCAGCCCUAAAAGUCGCGAGCUUACAGCGCCAAGAAAGGCAACUCUCAAACUCUGAAAAUACGUGCCGCAGUGCGUGUUGUAUGCAGAGCGGUUAUCGCGAAAACAGAAAUUCGCAAAUUGCGGGGAUCUUUCUCCUUUACUCCAAUGAAGGCGUAAUGAGAGUGACAGAGAAAAAUGCCCGAGUUUUGCGAAUUUCGAUUUUCGCGGUUAUAGCCCUGGCUAUGCAAGCGUCCAUAUCAGUCACCGAUAACCGCUUACCUUCAGUCGGGGCGUGCGGUUGUUCGCCACUGACGUAGUAUAAACUACCACGUCACAGUGACAUCGGAGGUAGGUCAACUCAAGAGGAACCUAACCACAGAAUAAAUAAUAGUACUAGGUACAGAAGACUCGCUCUCUAACAAAACGCGUCUGUCACGAUCAGUUACGAUAUAGCACGUUUUUUUAGCAUUAGAAAUAAGGUAAACAAUCUUGAUGUGUCAUUUAAUUAAAAAACACAUUUUAAAAAUAGGUUACGGCAAAUAUGUAACAUUUAUGAAUCUAAUACGAUCAUUUAUAUUCUUUUGCUUUCAUAAUAGUUUUUGAUUUUUAAAAAGCGUUUUUCAAUUAAAAGACAUGUCAAGAUCGCUUACCUUCUUGCAAGUUCUUUCUAAUGCUAAAAUAAACGAACUAUAGAUAUUAUACGAUACGUCAAUGCUGUGACGUGGUAGUUCUGGGACACCCUGUAUAUUGUCUGAUGUGUAGCUAGUAUUCAAAUAAAAAUUAUAGCGAGAACAAAAUAGGUUAAACUUCUGCGAGAGGUGGUUGAUUCUCGAUGUAUUAUUUAUAAGCUUAGAGGCACAAUUUGAUUUUAUUUGUUGUCAAUAAAUGUAUUUCGUAAUAUAA
Messenger RNA from Cydia fagiglandana, 4837 nucleotides. RefSeq names its product gastrula zinc finger protein XlCGF26.1-like. NCBI's taxonomy places the organism in Eukaryota, Metazoa, Arthropoda, Insecta, Lepidoptera, Tortricidae. Gene Ontology annotation, cellular component: nucleus. The record is from RefSeq and is a predicted model, not a curated record. Bases 109 to 1746 code for a protein of 545 amino acids. The transcript has a single exon. Gene Ontology annotation, molecular function: zinc ion binding.